AUGGCCCUUCUCUUUCUUCGUACCUUCACAGGAACUAUGUUUCUGGAUCCUAUUCCAGCCAAUGCCCAUCGCCACACUCUGUUUUUUGAAAACCGUCAGAUUUUACCUACCUAUCAUGUUCAACUUGAUGAACUGGCUGAGGUAGGACUUGAUGUGCGUCCUUUUAUCCAAAAUCUUGGCUGGAAUUUUCUUCUGUACCACCAGUUUUCAACCAUAGUUUGUCCUGAUGCAGUCCGGUUCUUUUACUCAAACCUUCGGUUUACUGCUGUGCACUCCCGUUUUUUCACCACCCUUGUCUUUGGAAAUCUUCUCACUGUUCCUGUCGCUGAAAUUGAGCGUGCUCUUAACAUCCCUGUCAAUGGCGAGAAUCUUGCAGACGAGUCUGAACUCGGUCUGUUUAACUUUGAUCUCGCUGAAGAAUUCCAUCAGCUUACUGGUCAGUUUCCUGGUCCAAAUCUCUCUAUGCCUGUCUCUGCCCACUACAAGAAAAAAGGGUUUUGCCAACCAUUAAAAAAGGUCGCUGAAAGAUAA
Linum trigynum is the source of this 531-nucleotide messenger RNA. The record is from the annotation of a GenBank genome assembly. Lineage: Eukaryota; Viridiplantae; Streptophyta; Magnoliopsida; Malpighiales; Linaceae.